Oncorhynchus keta (chum salmon) is the source of this 8273-nucleotide messenger RNA. Its product is annotated as UPF0606 protein KIAA1549-like. The transcript is spliced from 22 exons. NCBI's taxonomy places the organism in Eukaryota, Metazoa, Chordata, Actinopteri, Salmoniformes, Salmonidae. The coding region runs from base 577 to 5307 and encodes 1576 amino acids. The record is from RefSeq and is a predicted model, not a curated record.
UGUUGCAGCGAAGACUGCUGCAAAAUCAUCCAAGCGAUCCGCGUCUCCCAAGAAUAAACCCAAUUAUUGCGUGCUCAUGAUUUGUGUGUAGAAUCGAAUGUCAUGUUUGGGUAUUAUGGACUGUGAAUUACAGGCGCAAAGACACAUUCCUAUUUGAUGCGGACAGUAUGAUACUCAGACGUGUCUAGAAUCUCAGGUUCUCCAGUGAUGGGCGCUCGAGUGUGUGACGUUUCACCGGGAGAUGAUCACAAUGUAUGAACACGGCGCGGCUUACGUUCAAGUCGUCGGCCGCGAACAGAUUCAAUAAUUACUGGCGACAUUGGGAGUUAUUUUUCUAACGGGAAAAAAAUGGUUUUUAGGUUCUGCAUUUUGCAACAUAGUACAUUUGUUCGUUCUCUCUCCUUACCGGUGAGCGCGCGGCCGCAUGGGCCUGGGAGAUGCGUGACGCGCCUGUACCGCGUCUCCUGGAUGGCAGAUAUUUGCAUAUAGGGCCUCCUGGUCGCCAGAAAGCAUGCAAUGAUGAUGCUAUAGAGGAGAGAUGGCAUCGCACGUGUGUGAUGUGACUACUCCCGUGCCAUGGAAAGUAUCAUCCUGAUGAGCACGGGUUCGAGGAUGUGCCACGGAGCCUCUCAGGGCCUCCGCACUUAUUGCGCACAUCUGCUGGUAGCUUCCUUGCUGGUGUCCAUGACGAUGUCAAGCUCACCUGUUGCAGGCGGUGUAGACUCAAACGGAACGACAGCAGCACGGUCAUCAUCGUCACCCUCUUCCAGAUGGCCAGGUGCCAGCCCACCCAAAGACACUGGUCACCCUGGUAACACUGACACUGCCUCAGUGGAUGAUGAAGCUCAGGGCAUACACCUCCUCAUGAGACCCCCGGACCUGCUGUCCCCCAGUCAGCCCCCUCCUCUUUCCCCCCACAGCCAGCCCACCCUCACCCCUCCUCCGCCCUGGGAGCACGCCCCCUCCCUAGAGGAGGCCUGGGGCUCCGGAGACUACCUGGAGACGCUCUCCUUCAUGGACCCAGAGGGGGAGGAACUGGCCCUGGCCACAACCUUACCCAGCCACACCUAUGACCCUGACGACGGGGCCUCCUACGACACCUCCUUCCCCUCUCGCCCAACACUCCCCCUGUCUUCCAGCCUCCUCCGACCCUUUACGUCCCUCACCUCCCCCCUCCAGGAGGGCUUCCCCUUCACCCACCCUGCUGAACCUGAGGGAUACCCUCCCUGGGAUGAAGAAGACUACGACCUGGGGGACAUGUUUCCUCUGGAGCCCACGGAGCUGCUGCUGCCGGAUAUGAACAGUAUGGAGUACUACACCAAUCUGCUGGCCAGAGAGAGAGAUGAGGAGAGGGAACGGGAGAGAGAGAGGGAAAGGGAGCGAGAGCGUGAGAGAGAGAGGGAAAGGGAGCAAGAGCGAGAGAGGGAAAUGGAGCGAAAACGGGAGAGAGAGAGGGAAAGGGAGCAAGAACGAGAGAAAGAGAGGGAAAAGGAGCAAGAACAGGAGAGGGAGAGGGAAAAGGAGCAAGAACAGGAGAGAGAGAGGGAAAGGGAGCAAGAACAGGAGAGAGAGAGGGAAAAGGAGCAAGAACAGGAGAGAGAGAGGGAAAGGGAGCAAGAACGAGAGAAAGAGAGGGAAAAGGAGCAAGAACAGGAGAGAGAGAGGGAAAAGGAACAAGAACAGGAGAGAGAGAGGGAAAAGGAGCGAGAACGGGAGAGAGAGAGGGAAAGGGGGAGGGAUAAAGAUUGGGAAAGAGACAGAGAUGGAGAAAUUGUCAUCCCACCCCCAAAGACCACUCCCAAACUCGGCAUCGCACCCACCGCUACCACAAAAACACACACCCACACACACACUCAUGCCCCGUCCCCCUCCCCUAGCACAGGGCCCCCUCCUGCCCGGGAUCACAAGCACACCCUUGUCCCCUCAGCGGGUCCCACCCCUCCCCUGACCCCCUCACCCACUCCCUGGGGUGGUCAGGGUACCCUCCCCCCUGGAGUUAGACCCACCUCCAGAGUACCCCCUCAGCCUCCUGUUCUGCGGCCCAGAGUCCCCCCAGCUACUCCUGGCAGACACCCUCCACUGCCCCCCUCGAACACCACCAGCCUGGCUCGCCCCCCCAUGCUGCGACCUCCAGGGAGGGACCCCAUAAAACCACCACCACCUGUGACCUAUGUCCCCGGCAACCGACCGACGACCACUACCAAGGCAACCACUGUUACCACGACAACCACUGGCACCCUGGCGACCGUCACCUGGACUCCCCCAGUCCAGGCCCCUCCAGGACGCCAGUACCUGUGUAAUGUCACCAAGCCUGACAUGUACCUGGUCAGAGUGGUCCUGCCUAAGUCUGCCUCCACUGUGGGCUUUGGCCAGGUCAGGGACAUCUUGAAGAGGGAGUUCAACUGCUCAGUGGAGCUACAGUUCCUGAGAACUCCGUCUAGCUUUGCGUUCCGUGCUGUGGCGGGACCUCUGAUCUUCACCGCCAUGUCUGUCAUCAACGCUCUGCGCCAGUCAACACCAGGCUCCUCCUCUUUACCCACGGUCUCACCCCUCUACAGCAUACCUGAUCACAAGUACCAGAUACACUCUGUGCUGCAGUUCGUGCCCAGUCACGUGGAUGUGCGUGUGUGUAACUUCAGUGAGCGAGUAGAGAGAGGAUUGCUGAUGGCCUACACAGAGACACGUCGACGCGCCAAUGAAUUUGGCAAUGUUACUGUACAGCUUCUGAACAUCACCAUGGGUCAGGCCAAGCCACAGGGUGACCAGAAGGUUCCUGUGGACAUCACGUUUGCGUUGCGUGAUGGACGGGGCUACCUGUUAGGGUCAGAGGUCAGCGGUCACCUGAGACACCUAAGCACGGUGGAGUUCAGCUUCUACCUGGGCUUCCCCGCGCUGCAGAUCGCUGAACCCUUCCACUACUCCGAGCUGAACGUUUCUCACCAUCUACGCUCCUCCUGGGUCCGCACAGUGUUACUGGGUGUCCAGGAGCAGACGGUGACUGAGCGGAGCUUCAAGGCUCGUCUGGAGCGCCGUCUGGCCCUGCUGCUGGAGGAGGGGCUGGGGGAGGGGCUGGGGGACGGGAGUCAACGGCGCCGCUGGAAGAGAUCCACGGCCGUGGGUAACAACAGCUUACAGGUGGUGCGUGUGUCGAGACUGGCAGGUUCAGGGCGUUCUCUGGAAGUGGUGUAUUUUGUGGAGGGACCAGGGGGCGAGAGAGUUCCUGCUGAUGCCACCGCUGCCACCCUCAACCGCCUGGAACUGCAACGGGCUGCCAUCGUACUGGGGCACCGCGUCCAGAGACCCCUUGCCCAGCCUGUGGAGACGCUGACAGUGCCCCCAUCUGAGACUCCGAGCAGCAGUGUUUGGCUGAUUGUGGGGGUGGUGGUGCCUGUCCUGCUGGCUAUCUUCAUCAUCAUCAUCCUCUACUGGAAACUGUGCGGCUCGGAGAAGCUGGAGUUCCAGCCUGAUGCCAUCAACACCAUCCAGCAGAGACAGAAGCUGCAGGCUCCCAGUGUGAAAGGGUUUGACUUCGCCAAGCUCCACCUGGGGCAGCACAGUAAGGAUGACAUCAUGGUGAUCCAGGAGCCUGGUGCCCUCCCUAUGCCCAUCAAAGAGGCCACCCCCUCUGAGGGAGGGGAUGUCAACACUCCCAAAUCCAAGGGCUCCUCCACCAAGGCUGCCCGCGCUAACCGCCGUAGGGGGAGACUGUCCCCGUCAGAUGGUGACUCGUUAGGUAGCGACCAGUCGAGUGGCAGAGAGUCUGCAGAGGAGACCACCAGACAUGUGGCCACGCCCCACGAGGGGAAACAGCACCGAAACAAAACACCCAAGAAUGGGAGGAAUAAGAUGAUCCCUCCCACAGGCAGUGGUCCAGAUGAGCUGCUCUCCUCUUCCUCCAUCUUCGACCACGUGGACCGUCUGUCCCGAGGCUCUUCUGACGGCAGGGGUCGCCAGGCCAACAAGGUCCAGUUGAUUGCCAUGCAGCCCCGGCCCAGCCCACCACAAUGCUCACACAGUCCCACCCUCACAGAGAGGGUCAGCGCAGAGGUGGCUCUGAGACAUAAGUCAGAGAUCGAGCACCACAGGAACAAGCUGCGUCAGCGGGCUAAGAGGCGGGGCCAGUGUGAGUUCCCCUCUAUGGAUGACAUCCUGGAUGCCUUCGGGCAGGCGCAGGAGGAGGCGGGGCAGGGAGGGUGUCCCCAGCGCCUCUACAGCUCAGCCCAUGACCACAUGGACAGCAUCCUGCACACCGACCCUCCCUCGCCCCCCACCCCAGGGGAAUCCAGGAAGAGGGGGAGGCGCUCUCCUCGGGGCCGGCGGAGGCAGCAGGGGAACGGCAGUCUGCCAGACACAGACAGACUGACGGACAGAGACCGCCUGCUCACAGACCACAGCGCCACCUACAGGAAAUACCCUGGACUCAACAAUGUGGCCUACACGUCGGACCCGGAUCUACCUCCAGACCACGGCAGCCCCUCCCCUAAUGAUGAGGUGUUUGACCACGCCCCUCCCCCGCCGCCCUACGUGCCCCCCCAGCCAUCCAUCGAGGAGGCGCGGCAACAGAUGCACUCCCUAUUGGACGAUGCCUUCGCCCUGGUGUCACCCUCCUCCCAGGGCAGCGUCAGUGUCGGGGUCACGCAGGUCAGCCCCGCCCUGCCGAGCCCCUCUCCCUCCCCACAGACACGCCCAUCACGCCAGUGGGGCUCUUACCCCGCAGCCCCCACACACAGCCCCUUCUCUGCGAGGUAUGCAGAGUUGGGGAUGUCUCCCUCGUCAGUACAAGGCCUGUUGCAGAGGCAGGGCAUGGGUUCGGGGGCCUAUGUUACUGCAGAGGAGCAGCUGCAAGAGUCUGUCUAUGCCAACAGGGGGCAGUAUGAAGAGCCUCCCUCCUCCUCCAGACCUCGGCCUGUUGGGGGGAGCACAGGUGCUCAGCUGCAUCACCUGACUCAGGUGGGGUUGUCGAGCCGGAUCAGUGCGUACCCUGGGGUGGGCCGCAGUGUCUCUGGGCCAACAGGCUCCAGCUGGAACCAGCAGCCUUUAGACCAGGACCUCUCCAGACCUGGAGCCAGCAGAGAGAGUGUGCUGUCGUUCCCUGAGUUCUCCUCCCCCGCUGUGUUUCAGAUGCCCAGCUCCUCUCUGGGAGACCAUUCUGUCCCCCCGAUGCUCCUGGCCCCUCCCACUCCAGAGUUCCCCCUAGACGAGUCCUCCCCCUCAGCCCAAAGCUCCGCCUCCCUCAUCAAGGCCAUCAGGGAGGAGCUACGACGACUCGCCCAGAAACAGGUUGCGGUGGCCAGCACCUACUCCUAGACCAGUGUGAGCCCCUACCCCAUAACUGGUCUGAACCAGUUUGAACUACUACCUAAACAAGUAUGGACCGAUCGGAACCACUACCCCAAACUAGUUUGAAACAGUCAGAACCACUUGCCCUAAACUGGUCUAAAGAGAUUUACACUGCUAUUCAUACGCUGGUCUGAACAAGACUCAGCCAGUCUGUAACAGAUACGAUUUCCUUACAACAAUAACAUCACUGUUCUUUAAAGGGUUCUUCUCUCUGUAAAGGUUCCUCAUUCUACAGCACAGUGUUUCCACUGGACGGGAGGAUCGAGUUUGUUUUCUUCAGAGUUCCAUAGAAGUGCUUCCUUGAGAGGGGCCGUCUCUGCCCUUCCUGACCUCCUGUAUGUGGUGCUAAACCUCAGCGUAAUGUCUCCUGUCAUUAAGUUAACCACGCAUUGCCUUCAACAUACAUUCAUCAGCCAUGUUGGUGAGGUCUUCUCCAUUCAUCAGCCAUAUUGGUGAGGUCUUGCACUGUAGAGAGAGUUGAAGACUUGGAGUAUAGUGUACUUUGCGCAUGGGGGAUUUGAAUAUAUAGAUGAAAAAAGUAUAUGAAAAUUAAAAUAUUAUAUGUGAAGAGAUGUAAAAAUCCCAAGUGAGCACAAUAUGAAUUAAUAAGAGUGACCAAUGGAGUAUUGAAAUUGUAUUUAUUUUUUAGUGCUCUGAAAGUAUACUUUUAAAUCCUUUAUUUUGACCAAAGACCAAUACUGUUUGGAUGUUCUAUGGCUGUUUUCUCCCUGUGUUGGCGCUCACUUUUGCCGUGGAGCUGAUCAUAACGUUGUUUAUCGCAGUGCAGACGUCGCUUAGCAUAGUUGCUCGCCGCUCGUGUUCAUGUGUUGCUGGUACAAAAAUGGAGAGCAAAAAAAAAAUGGAUUAUGCGUUGCAGACAUAUAACGUGUGUAUAUAUAGUGCUUUUCAGUAGGUGUCAAAAGACUUGACAUGGGGCUCACCUAUCCCAUCCACCACCAAUGUGACUUUCUGCGGCAGAACUCUCACAGAACAAAGGCAUUUCUGUGGUGACGAAUGACUGUGUCGAAUUGUGAUAGUGUUUCUCUUGGUGGGAGGAGCUGGAAAACCACUCAUGCUUGACAACCACAGAAAAUAGGCUACCUGUGAAAUUUAAGAUUGAAAUGGGAAUGAUUUUACACCACAAAUUUGGGGAAUUUUGAUAGGAUGGUUUAUAGCGACUGAAAAACACCUACAUGUCCAAUUUACCCCAAAUAGCUUCCUCUCAUCUCCUUUCCUUAGUCAACUAUUAUCCAAAUGGAUGUAAAGGUGAACCUCUCGAAGAGGUGAAUUUAGGAAACAAAGCCAUUUUGGACAAAUGGACAUACUACACUGUAGCAGUUGGUGGGUUUGGUGGUGGUUAAGUGCUCUUUGUCUCCAUCUGCUGGUGGUAUGGCUGCAUGGCUGGCUUCCAUCUUUGCUUCAGGUUGUUUUCUCUGAGGUCUUAUUGUAUUGGGUUUGGUCAAUGGUCAGUAAUGUGUGGGUUUGUGCAGGCAAGAGAAGGCUUGCCCAUCCAGCUCUGUGCUCUAGCUAUCUACAGCAUGUUGACUAUGUUUGAGGCUUGGCUAGCAAGCUAUUAGUGAUGUGACUGUUGCUGUUGUCUUCUCUCAGGCAUUCUGCUAAAAUCAGUACAAAAAAAUGUUUAAAACAGAAGUUAAACUGAAGAGUUGUAACACACAAGUAAAGAGUGAGGAGUGUUAUACAGUGCCAUCCGAACCUGAUCCAUCCAAGCACAUAAUACAUCAUGAUAAUCAAGCAGUAGAAAAGAUGCACUAUGUAAGUGUCAUUCUGUUAUACUCUUGUUUUGCCUUUUCUAAUCAUUUUUAAAGCCUAAAUGAAAAUUGAUAUAACAAUAAAUGCAGUAUAUAAAAUAAAUAUAAGCGUAAAAUAUGUCAAACUAUUUCAUCUGUUUUGCUCAAUUAUAUGGACAACCUUUCAACGGAAGGACUAACACACCUUCCCUGUGGACCAAUCCUGAUUCAUAACUCUUCAUCUGCUGGGACUUAUAAACCUUCCUGAUUGGACCUGGCACCUGUCAAUAAGGCUGUGGGACUAUACACAGAGUGGAGUCACAGAGAUGUGUGUGUGCGGACGACAAACCGAUUCACCUGGUGCUACUAAGUAACUUACAGUAACAGACCCUUCACUUCCUCUGUACAGGGGGUUGGAGUGUGUUGAUGUCUCCUCAGUCUAACAGCAUCUCACACACAGCCUAUACCGACAUGGGGAGCACAGACACACAAUGCCAACAUGGAAAACACACACACUCAGAAUUUGAUAUUCCUGUCUAAAAAGAUAGGAUUCACUUCAAACUCUGGACUUCAAACUCUGCAGCACCUCCUGAAUGUUUCAUAGUUCUGUGUUUUAUAGAUCUGUGAUUCUCUGAGACACCAGAGUGUCGGAGCAGGCUUGUUAUUGGCCCUAAUGCCCUGAGAUCAUACCCCUAUACUCUCUCUCUGUCCCCAGAGGGUAUGUGUUUUGUCUACUCUUGAGACUGGGGCGGGCCCAUCUAUAGGCCACACCCUGGGGCGUAUCUUCGACAGUGUAGUAGAUGUUCAGGUGUGUUAAAUGUCAGACAAGGGUGGGGUUCCUGCCCGACGAGAUUCACAGACGUUGCAUUGCAUCAACGACUGCUCAGUGGGGCAUCAAAUUUCUAUAUCACAUGUUGUGGUUAACUGACAUGUUAAUCACCUAUCCAGCUGUUGUGAGGUCUGGCAUGUGUCUGCAAUGUUGUCGUGCAGGAACACCACCAAUACCUGUUUUCCAGCUCUCUCGCCCUCCCACUCUUCAUACCCCUCGCUCUCUCCCCUCCUUUCCCUUCUCUCUCUCUAUCCCUCUCUUUCUCCUCUCUCCUCCCUCUGAGUUGCAUCCCUGUGGUGUAUAGAGUCUGAAUGAUGUGUAAAUCAAACAUUAAAGAAAUUAUGUGUUUAAAGUCA